This is a messenger RNA of Sipha flava (yellow sugarcane aphid), 1188 nucleotides long. It is a transcript of the gene eIF3h, whose product is annotated as eukaryotic translation initiation factor 3 subunit H. Gene Ontology annotation, molecular function: translation initiation factor activity; metallopeptidase activity; protein binding. The record is from RefSeq and is a predicted model, not a curated record. Bases 139 to 1134 code for a protein of 331 amino acids. Lineage: Eukaryota; Metazoa; Arthropoda; Insecta; Hemiptera; Aphididae. Gene Ontology annotation, cellular component: eukaryotic translation initiation factor 3 complex; eukaryotic 43S preinitiation complex; cytoplasm. The transcript is spliced from 6 exons.
ACGUUUAUUAUCACACGGUGCACGACGUCGUUCCCGUCCCAUCCGCGGUAACUCAUCGCAAUUGCCGACGUUCCCGUUUUUCCUGAUUGAUUUCUUCAACUUACAGGCACCCACAGAAACUUACUCUAGCACGACAUCAUGGCGUCUAGACGAAUCGAUCCGAAGAUGAAGGAAUCCUACUCGGCGGUCAAAUACGUACAAAUCGAAGGACUGGCGCUGAUGAAAAUCGCAAAACACUGUCACGAGGAAUGCGCCAGCGACGUGGUCAUUGCCCAAGGAGCAUUGUUGGGCCUGGUCGUGGAGGACUGUCUGGAGAUAACCAACUGUUUCGCCUUCCCAAAGAGCGUCGACGAGUCUAUCAACGAUGAAAAAUAUCAGUUGGAUAUGAUGAAAAGUCUUCGUCAAGUCAAUGUUGAUCAUUAUCAUGUUGGAUGGUAUCAAAGCUCUGAUAUUGGUAACUUUUUGAGUUUACCAUUAUUGGAAUCACAAUUUCAUUACCAAACUAGUAUUGAGGAAUCUGUUGUUCUCAUUUUUGAUGCUCCUAAAACAAAUCGUGGAUUUUUGUCCUUAAGUGCUUAUCGUCUUACACCACAGGCCUUAACUAUGUUUAAAGAAAAUGAUUUUCAACCAGACACAUUAAAAUCAUUAAAAGUUGGUUAUGAUCAUUUAUUGGUAAAAGUACCAGUUGUCAUAAAAAAUUCUACAUUGACUAAUAUCCUUCUCUCAGAGUUAAAUUUCAAAAUUAAAGUAGAAGAAGGUUCAGAACAUUUGGAUAUUGGUACUGCUACUGUUUUGGAAGGACAGUUACGUCAUUUAAUGGACCGAGUGGAUGAUCUAAAUCAAGAAGCAAUCAAAUUUAAUCGUUAUCAACAAGCAGUUGUUCGCCAAUCUUCAGACAAGCACCGUUACUUACAAAAACGAGCACUAGAAAACCAAGCAAGAGCUGCUAAAGAUGAGCCACCAUUACCUGAAGAAGACAUUACUAAAAUAUUCAGACCCUUACCAGUGCCUCCUAGGUUACCACCCAUGUUGAUGGCUACACAGGUUGAUACAUACGCUGAAGAAAUUGCUAAAUUCUCUACUCAAUCUUUGGCUAAAUUGUACAUGACCAAAGCAAUGAACACUAACCACUGAUUAUAAAUUAUAAUUAAGGGUCCUUAAUAAAAAAUUGUUUCUGAUACAAAAAAA